Messenger RNA from Rosa chinensis, 896 nucleotides. RefSeq lists its product as uncharacterized. Bases 164 to 691 code for a protein of 175 amino acids. Lineage: Eukaryota; Viridiplantae; Streptophyta; Magnoliopsida; Rosales; Rosaceae. The transcript is spliced from 3 exons. The record is from RefSeq and is a predicted model, not a curated record.
GGGACGCCGCUCAGUUGCCAUAUGAGUAUGACUCAUCUAUGCAUGUGUUUUUUCUCAUAGACAGAGAGAUUUGCUCAGGUAUUGUUUGGGUGAGACAAUUAGUAUACCACUUCCAUCUUCUUCUUCCUCGAUCAUCAGACUUCAGAGAGAGCCUGAUUAAAGAAUGGAGAACGCUCUAACAAAAGUUAUUGGGAGCAAUUGGAUUGCCAAAAAAGCCAAGGAAGAGAUCAACAGCAUCACUGAUGACCUCUCUUUACUCUCAAACGCUGUGGAGGGAAAGGCAAAAUGGGUUUUCAACAAGCUUAAAGGCAAGCCACUGAGAACUUUGCCGGAUCUUCUCCGGCUGUACAAUCUUCCUCCAGGCCUGUUUCCCCGAAACAUAAAAUGCUACGAGUUCGACGAAUCAAAGGGGAAGCUCAUUGUGUACUUGACCUCUGCCUGUGAGGUGAGCUUCAAGGACUCAUCUGUGGUAAGGUACGCAGUUCGAGUCAAAGCAACAUUGACAAGGGGAAAGCUGGAUGUAAUAGAAGGAAUGAAGACAAAGGUUAUGCUGGUUUAUAUCAAAGUCACUAGUGUAGCUGUAGAAGGCUACAAGUCUGAUAAAGUUUGGUUCACUGCUGGGUUGAAGAGAUCAAGACCCAAAGAUGCCUACGAAAUGCCUCGUGAUGCCUUCAGUGUUGAUGAAUUUUAAGAAAUUUUUUUUCUUUUUUUUUUUGGAAAUUUAAGAAUUAUGUAUCUUUUUUUAUUCAGUACGUGCUAUAUUAAUUCAUUGUUUCUCAAAACAUAUAUAAUUUUGGGGUUGUAGAGGUCCAAAGAGGAUCAACUACGUUUAGAUAAGGCUAGGUUUACGGUUUAAGCUGUAAAUCGCUAAAAGCUUUAAUUCAUAAUUAUCCACA